CCGAAUAGUGUAGAUGUGAUCGUUGUUAAUCACACUAUUUAUCUUUGUACAUCACGAUCAAAUACAUCAUUUAAUCAUGUUUACAUAUCGUUGUACAAUUGAGUGGUGAAAAUGACUAGAAAACUUGAAUUUCAUUGUCAAACAUUCAAUGUUUCCCAUUUGUUUUUGUUUAACCUACUAGUGGCAAAGUAAUAUCUUUGGGAUUGUUAUGUAAACUUCAUUUCUAAUGUUUAUUUGUGAGUUUACUUUCUUGGUACGAAAAUCAUAUUUGUUUCAUGACGGAUGAUACGUGACUCUAGUGUAAUAUUUGAAUACAUACAUGCACCAUAUGUAAAGUGAGUGUGUGAAGGAAAUUUCAUUUGAACGAGAAUUAAGAGAAGACUUGAAAACUUAUGUAUAGCAUGACCGCGAAUCGUACAUAAAAAGUAUCGAGGUUUUUUGUUCAUACUUUGAAUGAAAAAAGUGUUAGUUUUGAAUCUGGUUUUAUUUAUUUGAUGAAAAGAAAGUGAAUACAGUGAAUUGAUUUACAAUUAAAAAUAAAAACAAGUAAUAUUAUGAAGAAAAUUGAAUUGGACUAUUCUAAUAAUUGAAUCAACGAAUUGAAUGUUCUCUAGAAAAUAUUUUACACGUGUUAUAGUACGAAUAAAGCAGAUUUUGAGUAACGAUCUUGAAUGUGGGGCGAUGAAUAGGACCCGAGGGUCUGGGUGAUAAUUCCAAAACGUUGCAAGCGGCUAUACCAAUAUCAGUUAGUGUCCAACAUGCCUGCACUCCUGGUGUCCCUGAUGCUCGGUCUCCAACUUGCAGCUGCACAAGCGGAUAAUUUAGGUCUUUUAUCCGGUACAUUGAAAGCCUAUCAACGAGCCGCCUGCGACGAAGAAACUAUGUCACUUAGGUGUCCUCCAGGCACCUCAAUCUCCAUUGUUUCCGCACGCUAUAAACGAGUUCUAGGAUCCAAGGAAAAGUGCUUCAACGAUAGAUUAGACCUUUCUAUAUCUAAUAAUGCACUUACCAACGAAACAUGUCAAUUUUCUAAUGCUCUUGAGUAUUCACUGUUGCAGACUGUGGUGGAAAUUUGUCAGAAGAAAAGGAACUGCAAGUUCAAUACCCAUCCGAAGAAUCAAAAUGAUCCUUGUCCACAGUUAGCCAAGUACACAGAAGUAACAUACAAAUGUCGUCCAUAUGAAUUUCGAAGCAAAGUUGCUUGCGAAAAUGACGCAGUUAAUUUAGUGUGUAAUCCUGGCAGCCGAGUAGCGAUAUUCAGUGCUUCUUAUGGUAGGACUGAAUACGAAUCUCUCCAGUGUCCUCAACCGCAUGGAGUCAAAGAGGAAACUUGUACUGCUCCACAUGCGACAGAAAUAGUACUCAAGUUAUGUCACGGAAAAAGAAAAUGUUCAGUAACCGCAAAUUCUGCCACAUUUGGAGAUACUUGCAAUCCGGAAACACGUUCAUAUCUGAAAGUUAUUUAUACAUGUGUUCCACGGAGUGUUUUGAGAGAGCAAUUUGUCGGAGAUCUAGAGCCGGAUGAAGUGGAUCUUGUACCCGAGUUUGACGAAGGAUUCGAUAGAACGGACUUUAAAACAGAGUUUAGUCCAAGUCCGAAUUUAGAAAAUCCUGAACCUCCACCUAGAGACAACGAAACGAUCGAUUCUACAACUGUAGACUCAUCCUUACCUCGUGCACGGACCAACAAUGACAUACCUGAAGAGGAUCAAGCCAUGGUUGACUAUCUCAAUGAAUGGAUUAGCGUAUAUUCAUUUAUUACAAGAAAUCAAGAGAAGUUUUACUUAUACAUAAUAGUAUCAGUAGCUGCAGGAGUGACAGUCUUUCUAAGUCUUAUUAUUGGUCGACUCCUAAUUAGUCGGCAUCGAGCAAAAAAAGACACCAAAUUCCAUGAUAAUAACGAAACUUUGCCUAAUGGCUUUACGGAUGAAAUUUCCGAGAUUGACGCUGAUAUUGAUCUUUCAACUCCAGUUCCGGUUCCAAUGCAAGAAACCAGAAUUCCUGAGACUCAAUUGGCGGAACGAUUGCACGGAACGGAUCACUAUUACCCAGAUGUCAGGAUGCCUGUAUCAAUAGAACCAAUACAUCAAAUUCCACCACACGCUGGAGUUCGCGUUGAUCUUGGUAAUCACAUGAUUGGCGCUGAUAGUCUUCACACGAUUUUAUCGACAGAAAAUUUAAGGAAUAUAUCCAACAAAGGGUGUUAUUAUUAUGGCUGACAAGACGAAGGGGUCGUCCCACAAGUGGGUCGUCCCCUAUCAGUGAGCCAUGUGCAGCCAGUCAGCGCCAGAAAGUAUUGUUUUUAAUGUCAGACAUUUAUUUUUAUCUAAAACUAAUAAUGCGUAUGAAUGAAAAAUUGGGAGCUUGUAAAUAUAAUAAAUGAAUAAAUGAAUGGAGUAAAUGUUGCGUUAAUGUAAAGUAGAAAAAUUUAUUAUAAUUAUAAUUGAUUAUAUCACUAGAUUUUUGAGCGACUGACAAUGAUUAUUCAAGAAAAUAAACAGUGCAAGAUUUGGAUUAUCAGGGUAGUUGCAAAUUACAUGUCGAUGUUAUGAAUACAUAACUGUACAGUUACUGCCAAAUAUUUUUUUUUAUUAAGCCUAACAAGUUUGUACAAAACUGAAAUCAUGUGUUUAAUUAUACUUGCAUUUAUAUUACUUAUAAGUUUUGUAAAAUAUUCAAUGAAACAUAAUGAAGUAUGGAGUGAAAAUAUACACAGUCGAAUGAAUUAUGAUAUUAUAAAAAUUAAUAUUUCACAUUGUGGUAUAAAUAAAUCAUAAGUUGAAUGAUUGUAUUUGUGUCGAUAUGUACUGAGAAAAAAUUUAAUUUUGGAAGUCAUUUUUUAUUGAUCACAAAGAAAUAUUUUUAACUAGGUUUUAAUUGGAUGUAAAAUUUAAAUAUUGGAAUGGGAAAUAGCAACAAGCAAAUUUUUUAUUUUUGCUUAAUUAUUUUAAAAAUAAUUGCAUCGAUAGAGCUCACAAUUUAUUUAAUUGAAACUCACUUUAAUACGCAAACGAAUACCAGAAUAUUCUAUAAAUAGAUAGUGAUUCAGAAAACAAGAUUGCUUACACUAAUGACUAUCGGAGCGAAUGAAAAAUCACAAUUUUUUAAAUAAACAUUGCAAACCCACUGUUGACAAGAGUUGACAACAAUAUCAUUCAAUUUUACUGGAAGUGACAUAACGAAUGUAUACCCCAGAUUUCCAAAAAAUACAAUGAUUUAUGCAGAAUAAAUAAAUGAUUGAACAAUACAAAGACAAAUCUAAUAUAAAAAUGGCAUAAAAUAAAUAUUUUUUAUUUUGAAAGAAUAAUUAAAUAAUAACUGUAUUGUACUUUCAACGAAAAUAGGUUUUUUGGAAAAAAUAUUAACUGAAAUAUUUAAAAUAGUUUUACAAGUAUUACGUAAAAGUAAAGAAAAAAAUAGACAUACAAAUUUAAAAUUAAUUUUCUCAAACCUUUGUUAUAAAUAUUCUUUUGUAAUGAAUUGAAAAAAAAAGUAUUAAUAUCCAAGCGCACGUUUUUACAGUACAUUAUCAUUGCUAAUUAAUAGCUUCAUCUUUUAUUAAUAAAGGCUGUGAUGAAGCUACAAGCAGUGACAUAAUUACGAUCAUUUACCUCAUAAAAAAUAAAAAAUAAUUUAUAAGUGUAUAUUGAUUGUGGUAUAUAUUAUCUGCGGAGUGCCUGAUAUUAUGGUGGUGUGACGAUAAAUUGCGUGGAGAUUUUGCUUGAAGUGACGUGCAAUAUUUUUUACAUUACAACUUGUUUCACAAGACUUAAAGAAAAUAAUUUCACCACACUUACUGUAUUAAGAAAUUUAGAUAAUUAAUUAGAUAAAAAAGUGUGAUUGUGUAUCAUUUAACGGUACUGAAGUUUAUAACAAUUGAUUCCACGCUAAUUGCCAUACCAUCACAUAUAAAAAUUGAUAAUCUAGUAAGAAAUUAACAAUUUAAAAUUAUUAUUGUUUAUAUAAAAUGAAUACUUAUCAUAGUUGAGAAAAUUAUUGAUGUCAAAUCUAGACGAGAGUUAUUCUAAAAAGGAAAAAAAAAGAAACAUCAUUCGACAUAUAUUGCGAUUGUGUGAAAUUACCUUUUGUUAAUAAGUGAAUGAAUUGAAAGCAGAAUAAAGUAUAUAUAUAAAAAAACUGAAUAUCUAUAAAUGUUAUCAACAAAAUGGUGCUCAAUCACUAUCCCGUCGAAAGCAAUAUAGAAUAAUGAAUGAGUUAUUGUAUAAUUUCAUCAAUCAUUCUAUUAAUCUAAUUAUUAUUAAUUCCACAUCAAUUUAUUAUAAUUAUUACUUCAACAUAUUAUAUAAACUCACAAUGUUA
Chelonus insularis is the source of this 4320-nucleotide messenger RNA. Its product is annotated as protein eva-1 homolog C. NCBI's taxonomy places the organism in Eukaryota, Metazoa, Arthropoda, Insecta, Hymenoptera, Braconidae. Bases 759 to 2219 code for a protein of 486 amino acids. The transcript is spliced from 10 exons. Gene Ontology annotation, molecular function: carbohydrate binding. The record is from RefSeq and is a predicted model, not a curated record.